UUCAAGAAAGCGUAUUUCUGGUGCUCACGUGCCUACCGGCUGACCCUGAGGACCCACUGAGCCAAUGCCUAGGUCCCACCCCCUUGCCACGCCUCCUCACUCAGCCGGGUAUAUUUUGUACAAGUCAGCAAGCUGCUGCGCUACCAUUGGCUGGCUGGUCAGAGGGGGACGGGCAUGCAGAUGUUCCCGGAAGCUCAGGAGGCCAAUGUGCUAUACUGGGAGCCUGAGCCUGGUGGACUGGGUGCUUAGCAACGGGGAAGGUGCCCCGUAACGGGGUGUUUUGGGGGGAACGGGAGGAACUGUGAAUACUUAGCAGCCCGGGGUAAUGUGGCUGGAGCUAGGGGCCGUGCUGCGCGGGACCCGUGGACUGCUGGGCAGGACUGUUCAUCUGCCCUGUGGGGCCCUGGGGCUUAGGCCCCACUGGUGGGGACCAUGUAGGGGUUGUCGGGCCCAAAAUGUUCAUCAAGACCGGCCAGGAAGAGGCCUAAGUGAGGAGGACAUUCGCAGGGCACGAGAGGCCCGCCCCAGGAAGGCGCCCCGUCCCCAGCUUAGUGAUCGCUCACGUGAACGCAAGGUUCCUGCCUCCCGCAUCAGUCGCCUGGCCAGCUUUGGGGGGCUGGCUGUGGGCUUGGGCCUGGGAGCACUGGCUGAGGUGACCAAGAAGUCGCUGCCAGGAGGAGGUGCACCGCACAAGGGUGGCUCUGGACUGGGUUCCAGUCCAUUCCUUUCAGAGGCCAACGCUGAGAGGAUCGUGCAGACCUUAUGUACAGUCCGGGGGGCUGCCCUCAAGAUCGGCCAGAUGCUCAGCAUCCAGGACAAUAGCUUCAUCAGCCCCCAGCUGCAGCAAAUCUUUGAGAGAGUCCGCCAGAGUGCCGACUUCAUGCCCCGCUGGCAGAUGCUGAAAGUUCUAGAAGAGGAGCUGGGCAAGGACUGGCAGGAAAAGGUGGCCUCCCUCGAGGAAGUGCCCUUUGCUGCUGCCUCCAUUGGGCAGGUACACCAAGGCAUGCUAAAGGAUGGGACUGAGGUGGCUGUGAAGAUCCAGUACCCAGGUGUUGCCCAGAGCAUCCAGAGUGACGUGCAGAACCUACUGGCCCUGCUAAAGAUGAGUGUGGGCCUGCCAGAGGGGCUGUUUGCUGAGCAGAGCCUGCAGGCCUUGCAGCAAGAGCUGGCUUGGGAGUGUGACUACCGAAGAGAGGCUGCUUGUGCCCAGACCUUCAGGAAGCUCUUGGCGGAUGACCCCUUCUUCCGGGUGCCAGCUGUGGUACAGGAGCUGUGCACUACACGUGUGCUGGGCAUGGAGCUGGCUGUGGGGAUCCCUCUAGACCAGUGCCAGGGCCUGAGUCAGGACAUCCGGAAUCAGAUUUGCUUUCAGCUCCUGAGGCUGUGUCUGAGGGAACUGUUUGAAUUCAGAUUCAUGCAGACAGACCCCAACUGGGCCAACUUCCUGUACGAUGCUGCCAGCCACCAGGUGACUUUACUGGAUUUUGGUGCAAGCCGGGCAUUUGGAACAGAAUUCACAGACCAUUACAUUGAGGUGGUGAAGGCUGCUGCUGAUGGAGACAGGGAUCAAGUCCUGAAGAAAUCCCAGGAUCUCAAAUUCCUCACAGGCUUUGAAACCAAGGCAUUCUCCGACGCCCACGUGGAGGCAGUGAUGAUCCUGGGGGAGCCCUUUGCUGCCUCCAGUCCCUACGACUUCGGAGCUGGAGAGACGGCUCGCCGAAUACAGGGCCUCAUCCCCGUGUUGCUUCGGCACCGGCUGCGCCCACCACCUGAGGAGACCUACGCCCUACACCGCAAGCUAGCUGGGGCUUUCUUAGCCUGUGCUCGUCUCCACGCCCACAUCGCCUGCCGGGACCUCUUCCAAGACACCUACCACCGUUACUGGGCCAGUCGCCAGGCACUGCCACUGCCAGCAGCCUCCUGACUAGAAGGACCUCCCUGCCGACCCCCAUGACAGACUCCAUCCAGGGAUACCAGCUCCACAGCGGGGUUAUGGCUCUUCUUGCCCCCUCCCCCUCUGUCCUGGCUCCAGAGCCUCGUUCCUUGCCUUGGAUCUUCGGGCCCUUGGAGUUAGCUCCCUGAUCCAAAGUGGGCAUCCUGGAAUUCUAAAGCUGGGAGUCAGCAGAUUCCUGCCUUCAUCUAAGUGAGCCCUUGGUCCCUUCAUGGGGUCCACUCUCGUCUGGAGGGGGCGCCCCCUCGGCCGCGGGUCUUCCAGGAUCCGCAGGAGAAAGAGGAGAUGGCUGUUGGAGGCGGUCCUCACCUUUGCCUCCCUCGCUCUACCAGCUGCUUUCUUCCGGGGUUCCAGCCUGUGUAUUGGAGGAUGGGGGUGGGUGCCGAUCCUUCUCUCCGAAUAAAGGCACCCUUUCCCUUCC
Molecule: messenger RNA, 2372 nt
Organism: Onychomys torridus (southern grasshopper mouse)
Lineage: Eukaryota; Metazoa; Chordata; Mammalia; Rodentia; Cricetidae
Gene: Coq8b
Product: coenzyme Q8B
Exons: 15
Coding region: 326-1924 (532 amino acids)
Biological process (GO): ubiquinone biosynthetic process
Cellular component (GO): extrinsic component of mitochondrial inner membrane
Molecular function (GO): kinase activity
Source: RefSeq, a predicted model, not a curated record